AUGAAUCAGGCACGAUUCAGUAUUGAGGAAGCGCAAGAAGUGCUAUUUUGGAUUGAGCAAGCAACGAAUAUACAAUUCGAUAAGGAUCCAUCAACUUUUGAAACAGCUCAAGAUGUUGCGGACUCACUCAAAGAUGGUACUCAAUUAUGUGUUUUAAUGAAUCGAUUAUUGGGUAAAACAAAUGCACUACCAUACAAUGCUAAACCUAAAAUGCCUUUUCAUAAGAUGGAAAAUAUAAGCAGUUUUCUAGAUGCUAUUAAAGCGUACGGUGUUCCGGAAAUCUCAUGUUUUCAAACAGUUGAUUUAUAUGAAAAUAAACAAUGCUACAAAGUAAUCGAAUGCCUUAGGGCAUUAGCUGCUGUGGCUCAAUCAAAGAAUGCGCCAGUACCAUUUCCAUCAUGGGUUGUUAAACUUUCCCAGGGUCAUCCACGUUUUUUUCCGGAAUCAGUGAUACGUCGUGGUGAAAUGGUAAUUCCAUUACAAUACGGUACAAAUAAAUGCGCUUCACAGAAAGGUAUGACACCGUACGGUUUGACAAGGCAAAUCAAACCGGAAAGCUAA
Messenger RNA from Acanthocheilonema viteae, 561 nucleotides. The record is from the annotation of a GenBank genome assembly. Lineage: Eukaryota; Metazoa; Nematoda; Chromadorea; Rhabditida; Onchocercidae.